CCGCGGGAGGCGUCCGCGUAAGUGGGGAGCCGGGUCCGCGGGGACCCUCCCCGCGGGCGGGGGGGGCCAGGCACUGCCCCAGCCUCUGGCGCCCUGGCGCCGGGACCCCCAGCGAUCCGCGCAGACCCCUUCCCCGGGGGGUGGGGGCAAUGGGCUCGCCAGCGGGGGGGGGGGGGAAUACCCCUGUACCCCGCCGAUCUGGCCACCUCCCCGCGGGCCUUCCCACUCUCAUUUGACCGCAGGCAGCGGGGAACGAACGCCCUCCUUCCUGAGCCAUUACCUUUAGCCUGUGCUCUUUGGGGGGAACUGGGGAUCCGCAAAGCGAAGCAGGCCAGGGGGAACACCCCUCUGUGGUACUAAGAGCACCCCUCUCCGGGCCCCCACCUGCCCGAGUGAUCCAGGGUGACCCCGUGGCCCUUCUGUUUAUCGAGGAAGAGUCCACGGGUAGAGUAUCCAGCCAGGUGGCUGUCGAGGGGCGGGGAAGGGGGCCUGGGUCGAGCCACAAGAUAAUUGUCAACAUAUUAUGUGGUUUACAUGCAAUUUCUCAUCUAAUACUCACUAUCGUGAAAUUUGUCAGAACAAGAUGAAGCUCAUCAUCCUGGACCACUACUCCCAGGCCAGUGAGUGGGCGGCCAAAUACAUCAGGAACCGCAUCAUCCAGUUUAACCCAGGGCCAGACAAGUACUUCACGCUGGGGCUCCCCACCGGGAGCACCCCCCUCGGCUGCUACAAGAAGCUGAUCGAGUACUACAGGAAUGGAGACCUGUCCUUCCAAUACGUCAAGACUUUCAACAUGGACGAGUACGUGGGCCUCCCCCGAGACCACCCCGAGAGCUACCACUCCUUCAUGUGGAACAACUUCUUCAAGCACAUCGACAUCCGCCCGGAAAACACGCACAUUCUGGACGGGAACGCGGCCGACCUGCAGGCCGAGUGCGACGCCUUCGAGGAGAAGAUCCAGGCCGCGGGCGGGGUCGAGCUGUUUGUCGGAGGCAUCGGCCCUGAUGGACACAUCGCCUUCAACGAGCCGGGCUCCAGUCUGGUGUCCAGGACGCGGGUGAAGACGCUGGCCAUGGACACCAUCCUGGCCAACGCUCGGUUCUUCGAUGGAGAUCUCGCCAAGGUGCCCACCAUGGCCCUGACAGUGGGCGUGGGCACCGUCAUGGACGCCAGAGAGGUGAUGAUUCUCAUCACGGGCGCCCACAAGGCCUUUGCUCUGUACAAAGCCAUCGAGGAGGGCGUGAGCCACAUGUGGACCGUGUCGGCCUUCCAGCAGCACCCCCGCACGGUGUUCGUGUGCGACGAGGACGCCACCCUGGAGCUGAAAGUGAAAACCGUCAAGUAUUUCAAAGGUUUAAUGCUUGUUCAUAACAAGUUGGUGGACCCCUUGUACAGUAUCAAAGAGAAAGAAACAGAAAAAAGCCAGUCUUCUAAGAAACCAUACAGCGACUAGCCUGUGCUACUUCUAGUUCCCAGUGCCUCACUGGGACAGGCAGGUCUUUCUGGACAUUGUCUGUAGGACAGAAUUGUAUUUCUUGAAUCCAGUACAGUUGCUCCAGAUAAACGUGUGAACUUCCUUUUCUGGCUCUGCGGUGUGGAGUCUAGUCAUUGAGUUUAACUAUUUACUUAUAACUUACUGUCAAUCAGAAAAAACAAAUCACUCCGUAUUUUUGAUGUGUGCCUCACCGAUCGAUCAGGGGAUUCGGCUUGCUCUUGUGCCUUUGACACUGUUCACAUGUACGACACACCCCGGGCGGGAAUUUCUAUCCUGUGCACAGAUUCUCAAUUGAGGGCGAGAGAGGGGCUCCGGCGUGUUGGACGAGGACUCCGCAGUCUUGAGAGCCCCUCCCGAGCAGGCCUUCCCUUGCCUUGAGACUCGCUGCUGCAGAGGAAGGAGCAGAGGCUCUUAGGUCUGAGUCGAGUCUAGGAAGCAGUCCUUCUGGUCCGUAACAAGCACCACGUGAAGCAAACUGUCCCUUCCUUCCCCUCGGUUUUUCUGCCCUGUUGGCCUUUCUGGAAACUCAGAGGACUCCUUGGGGAGGAUGUGGGUGGGUGGGGCUGGAGAGGAGGCUUUUGCUGAUAAACGUCAAAGCCUCGGGUGGCCCGUCCGGGUCACAUUCCCCUGCCUCGGGGACCUUCCGGGGGCGAGAGGAAGGCGGAAACCACUUGCCCACCAGAGCCCUGUGUUUUGUUUCAAGGUCUCACUGUGGAGCCUCUGCACAUACUCAGGCAUGAGGAGCUCCCCUGGGGCAACAGACGCUGCUGAGAUUCGGUGCUGGGCUCCGCCAAGGGGACAGGCCAGGCCAGCAGCUCCACUGUGAGUGCAGGAGCAACCACCAGGGACAGGAGCUCCUGCGUCCCUAAGAGCUAAGCGCCAGGACACGCAGCACCUGUUUCUAACGUUGCCUAAUAGCCUCUGGCAUUUAAAAUACCCGGCCCUUCCACCCCUCCAGCCCUCCCGGGUUCGAGGGGCAAGGCUGAUGUUCCCAGCACAUCAGGAGCUGCCAUGCGCUGGCCCUCAUCCUUCACGCCACUGCCCUGAUGCUUUGGAUGCUGCCGCCCCUUGUCCCUGUCGUUGUCCCUGUUUGAAGCUGCUGCCGCCUCUAUUUCUGGGAAGGAUCUGUGAGAGCCAGGCUCAGGCCUCUCUUUAACUGCUGUGUUUUGAUACCAGCCUGUCAUCUUUAGCUCUCUUACAUGGCUGUGCUGUCACUCUGUUUUAAACCAGUGGAUCAAUGGAUUUGUUUACAAUGUGAUAUUUUCUAUUAAAUCAGUAUUUUCAAAUAAAA
This is a messenger RNA of Sus scrofa (pig), 2786 nucleotides long. It is a transcript of the gene GNPDA1, whose product is annotated as glucosamine-6-phosphate deaminase 1. Gene Ontology annotation, molecular function: glucosamine-6-phosphate deaminase activity; identical protein binding. Gene Ontology annotation, biological process: N-acetylneuraminate catabolic process; carbohydrate metabolic process; D-glucosamine catabolic process. Lineage: Eukaryota; Metazoa; Chordata; Mammalia; Artiodactyla; Suidae. Gene Ontology annotation, cellular component: cytoplasm. The record is from RefSeq and is a predicted model, not a curated record.